Molecule: messenger RNA, 4119 nt
Organism: Mastomys coucha (southern multimammate mouse)
Lineage: Eukaryota; Metazoa; Chordata; Mammalia; Rodentia; Muridae
Gene: Parg
Product: poly(ADP-ribose) glycohydrolase
Exons: 18
Coding region: 305-3211 (968 amino acids)
Biological process (GO): ATP generation from poly-ADP-D-ribose; carbohydrate metabolic process; regulation of DNA repair
Cellular component (GO): nucleus; cytoplasm
Molecular function (GO): poly(ADP-ribose) glycohydrolase activity
Source: RefSeq, a predicted model, not a curated record
AAGUCAGAAGCGCGAGACGGUUGCUUUCCGGUGGUGGGAAAGUGAGCCGGAGCCGGAGCCCGAGCUUGAGUAGAAGCGGCGUGUCCGGGGCAGGUGGGCUCCCCGCGGCCGAGCGGAGGCGAGCGGCUGCGCAAGCAGGGUUUUGCUCGGAGGCCCGAGGAGCAGCAGCCUCAAGAGCCGGCCGCUGCAGAGAGGGAAUGGUGCGCGGGGCGCCGAGAAGGAGGCGCAGUCCGUCCCUGUCAGGGUUAGUGAAUGAGGCUCUCCGCCCGGGCCGGCCCGGGGACCGUGUGCUGCGGGUCCCAGCAUGAGUGCGGGCCCCGGCUGUGAGCCCUGCACGAAGCGGCCCCGCUGGGGUGCCGCUGGAACUUCUGCGCCGACUGCCUCGGACUCCCGGAGCUUCCCUGGCAGGCAGAGGCGCGUUCUCGACCCGAAGGACGCUCCCGUACAGUUCAGGGUCCCACCGUCCUCGACAGCCUGCGUCUCGGGGCGGGCGGGACCGCACAGAGGCAGCGCCACCUCGUUUGUUUUCAAACAAAAGACUAUUACCACUUGGAUGGAUACUAAAGGACCCAAGACAGCUGAAUCAGAAAGUAAAGAAAACAACAAUACAAGGCUUGACUCCAUGAUGAGUUCUGUGCAGAAAGAUAACUUUUACCCACAGAAGGUGGAAAAAUUGGAAAAUGUUCCUCAGCUCAAUCUUGAUAAAUCACCCACAGAAAAGAGUACACAGUAUUUGAACCAACAUACUGCAAGUAUGUGCAAGUGGCAAAAUGAAGGGAAGCAUGCAGAACAGCUUUUGGCAAGUGAGCCUCCAACAAUGACUCAGGUACCAAAGCAGCUUAGUAAUGCUAACAUUGAUCAGUCACCCCAAACUGAUGACCACAGUGACACAGAUCAUGAAGAAGACAGAGACAAUCAACAGUUUCUUACACCUCUAAAACUUGCAAAUACAAAGCAAACAGUAGGAGAUGAGCAAGCCAGAAGCAACUGUAAGUGCAGCGGACCUUGCCAGUCUGUGAAGGACUGUACAGGCUGUCAACAGGAGGAGGCAGAUGUGCUACCAGAGAGUCCUUUGUCAGAUGUUGGUGCCGAGGACAUUGGAAGAGGACCAAAAAAUGACAACAAAUUGACUGGACAAGAAAGCAGCCUAGGUGAUUCGCCUCCAUUUGAGAAAGAAAGUGAGCCUGAGUCACCAAUGGAUGUAGAUAAUUCGAAAAACAGUUGUCAAGAUUCAGAAGCAGAUGAAGAAACAAGUCCAGUAUCUGAUGAGCAAGAUGAUCGUUCCUCCCAAACUGCAAAUAAACUUCCAAGUUGCCAAGCCAGAGAAGCUGACGGCGAUCUUAGGAAACGAUAUUUGACUAAGGAAAGUGAAGUUAGAUUGCAUUUCCAAUUUGAAGGAGAGAGUAAUGCUGGGACCAGUGACUUAAAUGCCAAGCCAUCUGGAAGCUCUUCUAGCCUUAAUGUAGAGUAUAGAAGUUCCAAGCAGCAUGGAAAAAGGGAUUCUAAAAUUACAGAUCAUUUCAUGAGAAUCCCCAAGUCAGAGGACAAAAGAAAAGAACAGUGUGAAGUCAGACAUCAAAGAACCGAAAGGAAGAUCCCUAAAUACAUUCCACCUAACCUUUCUCCAGAUAAGAAGUGGCUGGGAACUCCUAUUGAGGAAAUGAGAAAAAUGCCUCAGUGUGGGAUUCGUUUGCCUUCUUUAAGACCAUCUACAAAUCACACAGUAACUGUUCGGGUAGACCUUCUGAGAGCAGGAGAGGUUCCAAAACCUUUUCCGACACAUUACAAAGAUUUGUGGGAUAACAAACAUGUUAAAAUGCCUUGUUCCGGACAAAACUUGUAUCCUGUGGAAGAUGAGAAUGGUGAGAGAACUGCAGGGAGUAGGUGGGAGCUCAUUCAGACUGCACUUCUCAACAAAUUCACACGACCCCAGAACCUGAAGGAUGCUAUUCUGAAAUACAAUGUGGCAUAUUCUAAGAAAUGGGACUUUACAGCUUUGGUUGAUUUCUGGGAUAAGGUACUUGAAGAAGCAGAGGCCCAACAUUUAUAUCAGUCCAUUUUACCAGACAUGGUGAAAAUUGCACUCUGUCUGCCAAAUAUUUGCACCCAGCCAAUACCACUCCUGAAACAGAAGAUGAAUCAUUCUGUCACAAUGUCACAGGAACAGAUCGCCAGUCUUUUAGCUAAUGCUUUCUUCUGCACAUUCCCGCGACGGAAUGCCAAGAUGAAGUCGGAGUAUUCUAGUUACCCAGACAUUAACUUCAAUCGGUUGUUUGAAGGACGUUCAUCAAGGAAACCAGAGAAACUGAAAACACUCUUCUGCUACUUUCGAAGAGUCACAGAGAAAAAGCCUACUGGAUUGGUGACAUUUACAAGACAGAGUCUUGAAGAUUUUCCAGAAUGGGAAAGAUGUGAAAAACCCCUGACACGCUUACAUGUCACUUACGAGGGUACCAUAGAAGGCAACGGCCGAGGCAUGCUACAGGUGGAUUUUGCAAAUCGUUUUGUUGGAGGUGGUGUGACUGGUGCAGGACUUGUACAAGAAGAAAUCAGAUUUUUAAUCAAUCCUGAGUUGAUUGUUUCACGGCUCUUCACUGAGGUGCUGGAUCACAAUGAGUGUCUUAUUAUUACAGGUACUGAACAGUACAGUGAAUACACGGGCUAUGCUGAAACUUAUCGUUGGGCCCGAAGCCAUGAAGAUGGGAGUGAAAAGGACGAUUGGCAGCGACGUUGCACGGAAAUCGUUGCCAUUGAUGCACUUCACUUCAGACGCUACCUCGAUCAGUUUGUGCCUGAGAAAGUGAGACGUGAGCUUAACAAGGCUUACUGUGGAUUCCUCCGUCCUGGAGUUCCUUCUGAGAAUCUUUCUGCAGUGGCCACAGGAAACUGGGGCUGUGGUGCCUUUGGGGGUGAUGCUAGAUUAAAAGCCUUAAUACAGAUACUGGCAGCUGCUGCAGCUGAACGCGAUGUGGUUUAUUUCACCUUUGGGGACUCAGAAUUGAUGAGAGACAUUUACAGCAUGCACACUUUCCUUACUGAGAGGAAACUGGAUGUUGGAAAAGUGUACAAGUUAUUGCUUAGAUACUACAAUGAAGAAUGCAGAAACUGUUCCACCCCUGGACCAGACACCAAGCUUUAUCCAUUCAUAUACCAUGCUGUUGAGUCAAGUGCAGAGACCGCUGACCAGCCAGGACAGAAGACAGGCACCUGAGGAACCAAGUGACUAGGACUUCUUCUCAGAGAGACAUCCUUUUUGAAAUGUGGGGUAUGACAUGUAAACUGACUUAAUUGGAUCUGAAUGUAUAUAUAAUCCACAUUUGUAAUCAAGGAUGCAGUCUUUUCUACAUAUGCAGUUGUCACGUGUUCAUCCUGAUGGACAUGGGUUUAGAUAUGGUUUCUUCUAUUUUUUCUUCUUUAGUCUUUAUUCUUUGAUUUUUUUUUUCUUUAUUUUGCCAAUCUGAUGUCUUGGGAAAACCCAUGAAAGGUUAUAGCCAGCUUUUAGGUCUUUCUUCUCCUGUCUGUGUAUUAUCCAGGCUGCUUUGGUGGCUAGCACAUACCAUCGCACCUGGAGGAAGUUAAAAUCCAGAAAUCUGAGUUUGCUGCAGAUUUACAUGUGAGCUUCUCACUCCCACCCCUUGUUAGGCUUGCAUUCACCCCUUUUGAAUUUUGAAAAUUGAAGUUUUUCUUAUGUUACUUAAUGCUAGUAUCUUUUAAGCUAAAACUAUUUUCUAUUUAAGACAGACUAAUUUCCAGUUUCUCUUUUGAAACAUCAUCCCUAUAAGCAACGGUUUUUUUGUCCUUUUCCCCAGCGCUAUUUUAGAAGCUGACCAAGAGGAAAGAAAAUGUAGAGUAAAAAGAUUUUCCUCGUAUGGUAUAAAGAAGCCAGGGUCAAGAGCAUUGGGGUUUUUGUUUUUCUCAAGAUUUGUUUUUCCUUUGCGAUUAGGAUCAGUGUUUAUUCUGUGGUGCUUAAGGUGUAUUCAUGUAACCAAAGGUUGGGGCUGGAAACUUCAUGCUGAUUUGUACAUAUGGAAGUUUCUCUGGCAGUAAAUAUUAGAGUUAAUAAAUUUCAUUAAUAAAUCAUUUGUCAGAAACUCCCAUAUCACUUAUAUUUUAUUUACA